Messenger RNA from Plasmodium reichenowi, 13590 nucleotides. RefSeq lists its product as hypothetical. Gene Ontology annotation, cellular component: nucleus. NCBI's taxonomy places the organism in Eukaryota, Apicomplexa, Aconoidasida, Haemosporida, Plasmodiidae. The transcript has a single exon. Gene Ontology annotation, molecular function: cis-regulatory region sequence-specific DNA binding; DNA-binding transcription factor activity, RNA polymerase II-specific. The coding region runs from base 1 to 13590 and encodes 4529 amino acids. Gene Ontology annotation, biological process: response to starvation. The record is from RefSeq and is a predicted model, not a curated record.
AUGAACUCAAAUAAAAAUUUUGUUAAUAAAUUAUAUGGAUAUUAUAGGGAAAAUGAUAACUAUAAUAAGAAAAGAAUAUUCAUAUAUGAAAACACCGUUUAUUAUACUCCUGAUGAUUGUGUAUUUUGUACACAAUUAAAUUGUACCAUUAAAAAGAGAUGGGAUAAAAAGAAGAAAAAAAAAUUAAAAUCAACUGAGAAAGAAGAAUAUUUUAAAGAUUAUAAAUACUUCGAAACGGAGAAUAAUGAUAAUACUGAUGAAUAUUAUAAAAAUGAUGAAGAAGAAAAUGAAGCUUCCGAUUUAAUGAUAACAUAUUGUGAUAGGCAUGUAAGCCUUAUAAAUAUUUUAGUUAAUAUGUUUAAGAUAUAUAAUAAAAAAAAAACAUAUUUAAAUGUUACGUUAAACAUAAAUUACGUUUUCCUUCAAAUUAUAUAUAAUAUUAUUUUAUAUUUUGUUUACGUAUAUAUAUAUUAUACCAAAUAUAUAUAUUAUAUAUUAAGAACAUAUUUGUUCCUAUUAUUAUAUAAUAGUUUUCAUAUCAUACGGGAAAAUUGUUAUUAUCCGAAUAUCCUUUUGUAUAAUUAUUAUAGAAACAAAAUAAAGAAGGAUAUUCUACAACAAUGGAAAAUGAAAAAAAAGAAAAAGAAGAAAAAAAGAAAGAAAAAAAAACAUUCUCUUUUCCUAUGUAAGAAAAAUAUGAGGGACACAAAGAGUAAUCGUUUUGUUAGAAACUAUUCAUAUAAAAUUAUAAAGGAUUCAUAUACCAAUCACGUUGAUGAUGUUUUAAUUAAAUUUUUAUUAUAUAUGUUUUAUGAAAAAUUCAUAAAUAAAUUUAAUAAAAAUUUUAAUAUACAUCAUCAUCAUCAUCAUCAUGUUUAUAAAAAAAUAUAUCAUUAUAAGAUAAAAGAAGGAAUGCUUCCAUUUUUGUGUGAUCAUAUGUUCAAGUGUAAUUACAAUUUAUUGUAUAUCUUUAACAGAUACAAUUUCCAAUUUAAUGCAUACAUAUUAUUAAAUUGUAAAGAAAAGAACAGUGAACAAAUAUUUAUAUUUUUUAACAAGAAAUUGUUAAUUAAAAAAGAUUAUGUUAUAAGCAACCUGCUUUAUGUUAUUAAUAAUAUUAGGGGGGAAAUAAAUAAAAUAAAAAUAAUAUAUGAUGAUGCAAAAAAAUGUUAUUUUAUAUUUUAUAAAAACAAAUGUACCUCUUGUCUUAUAACACAUAAUAUUUUAAAUGUACCAAUUGAAGUUAUUAAAAAAAAAGGUGGUAAUAUUUAUUUUGAGAAACCAAAAACUAAUAUAAAAAAUGAGGACGUCAAUUGUAAGUAUAAUAAAAUAUUUUAUAAAUAUUAUAUAAGUGUGAUAAAUGAUAUGUUAUGUAUAUCAAAAAAUAAUAUGAUUAUUAAAAAUAUUGAUAGUAUAAAUAAAAAUCAUAAAAGGCUAAUAAAAAUAUCUAAUUAUAAUAUAACAAAUGUUUGUAUGUUUUUAUUAUUACCUGAGAUUUUUUGUAAAUAUUAUAAAAAAGGAGAUAGAAAAAAGAAGAAAAAGAAAAAUGUAAAAAAGAUAAUAUUUAAAAAGAGAAGAGUGAAUAUUAAGUCGUAUAAGAUAUUAUUAAAAUGUGAAAUCCUAACACAUUUUAAUUUUUUGAAUGUAAUUAAUUGUGAUAGAUAUAUCUAUCAAAAUAAUUUGUAUAAUAAUUUAGUUGGGUUAAUAAAAGGAUCUUAUAUGAAAACAUGUACAAAUGAUGAGACAAAUAGAAAUGAUGGAGAUAUAAAUAAUAAAAAUGGUUAUAAUAAUAAUGAACAUAGUAAUAAUAGUAAUGACAGAAGUAAUAACAAUGGUGGUAAUAAUAAUAACAAUAAUAAUAAUAAUAAUAAUAAUAAUAAUAACGGAUCAAAUAAUGAAAAUGGUAAUAAUAGUAAUAAUGAUGAAAAUGAUAAGGAUGACGAUAAAAAAGGAAAUGAUAAAAAAAAUGAGGACAAAGAAGAUAAGAAUAAAAGUGAUGAUGAUAAUGAUGAUGAGAAAAAAAAUGGUGAUGGUUUGAAUCGUUCCUUUGAUACCAAGAAAAGGAAAGAAAAGAAUAAGAACAAGAAUAAAAUGAAAUCAGAUAACACAUUAAAUGAAAAUGUAAAAGAAUUAUUAUUUGAUAAAGAAGGAAAAAGUUAUACAUGUACUAAUAAUGAUUUAAGUCUAGUAAAUAAUACAAUAUGUGAAUCAAUUAAAAAGAGAAAAAGUAAUAGAGGAGAAAAGAGAAAUUAUAAUAAUGAAAAAAAUGAUAAGAAUUCAUUAAAUAAUGUUAUAGCUGAAAAUGCAUAUAAAAUUAUAAAAAAUGGUAGAUUAUAUAAACCUACUGAACCAGUUAAUAUAUUUCGAUCACAUAAUAAAUUUAUGUUAAAAGAAAUGAUGUGGAUGAGUAUAGAUUAUUAUGAAGAAAAGAGAUGGAAAAAAAAUGUUUCAAAAAAAUUUGGAUAUUUAAUGAGUAACCAUUUUGAAGAAAAAAAAAAAAAUGAUAAAUAUUUUAUUUCUUCUCAAAUAUCAAAUGAUAUUAAAAUGUUUUGGUUUUUUAUGUUAAAUGAAAUCAGACCAGAUUUAGUUCCAGUAGAUUUAGAUCAUAAGAUAAAAAAUAAAAGUCACUUAAAGAACGAUUUUUUGAAUUCGUUUAGAAAAAAUCUACAAAUAGAGGAAUAUAAUCUUGAGAUGGAUGAUAAUAAUCAAUAUUCCUUUAAUCAACAUGAUGGAAUAAAUGAGGAAUCAUCUGUACAAAAUAAGAGUGAGAAGAAUAGUUUUUCUAUAAAUACAACUAUUCAUGAUAAUUGGGGAUUAAUGAAUAAGAUGAGUCAUCAAAAUGGAAAAAAUAAUAACAAUAAUGAUUAUAAUAACAAAUGUGAUGACAAUAAAAAUAAUGAUUAUAAUAACAAAUGUGAUGAUAAUAAAAAUAAUGAUUAUAAUAACAAAUGUGAUGAUAAUAAAAAUAAUGAUUAUAAUAACAAAUGUGAUGAUAAUAAAAAUAAUGAUUAUAAUAACAAUAUAAAUGUAAUGAAAAAAAAGAAUAUCAUAGAUUAUGAAAAUUAUGAUCAAAUUGUUAUGAAUAUAGAAGAAAAUGUUAAUAAAGAAUUAUUGAAAAAACAUAAAAUAUAUAAAGAGGAUUAUUAUACUGUUGAAAAUGUUCAUAUAAACCAUAUACAAUAUGAUGAUAAUAAUUUAUAUUAUAAUGAUGAUCUAUAUAAUUAUUAUCAAUCUAAAAAUGAUGAUGGAUAUUUAGAUUUAAGUAAUCAUUUAUAUAUUUAUUGUUUACUUUUUAUAAGUAUUUCUCUUAUCGAAAUUAAUGAACAUAUUAAUUUUUCUAGACUUGAUAGUAACGUUCCUAAUGAUGUAGAUAACGCAAUGUUAGAAGGUGAACAAAAUAAUAGUAAUAACAGCAACAACAAUAAUAAUAAUAAUAAUAAUAAUAAUUAUAAUAAUUAUAAUAAUGAUAUUUUUGUUAAUUAUAUGAAUGCAUAUAAUAAUGGAGAAUUAUUUUGUAAUAAUACACAAAGAGAUAAUAUUAAAUUUUCACAAUAUGGUACAUUUAAAAAAAUAAAAAACGAAUUUGAAGAUUUCAGAGAAUUGAAAAAGAAAAAGAAAAUAGAUAUGUUGAGAAAUAACAAAGAUAAUUUAUUAAGUAAUGUGGAGAACAUUAAUUUAGAUAUCAUAAGAAAAGGUAAUAAUGAAUUUAAAGAAAACAAAAUUGUUUUGAAUAAUGAUAAUAAUGUAUGCGAUCCGAGUGUAAAAAGAAAUAGCAUUAUGGAUAAAGAUAUAUAUGAAAAUGAAAAAGACAUUAAUAAUUGUGAAAAUAACAUAUUAAGAGGAAAACAAGAAAACAUAAAAAAUUAUGAAGAAAACAAAAUGAUAGAAACGUAUUAUGAUGAAAUGUUACUAAAGAAGAAGAAUAUAAACCAAUUACAAUUAAUAUCAGAAGAGAUGUUAUUAUCCAAAAGGGAGAAUGAUAAUGGUAAUGAGUAUAAGAAUAAGAAUAAUAUAGAUCAAUAUGAUGAAGAAGAAAAUUAUAAUGGAUAUGAUAAAUUAAAUAAAUAUGUAAAUAAAAGAAUAUUAUCCAUUGAUAAUAAUAAUAAUAAUAAUAAUAAUAUUGAAAAUAAAUUGGAUUCAUUUGUUGUACAUAAAAAUAUGAACAAUAGUAAUAUUUAUAAUAUUCUCAGUGUACCUUCAUUGAAUAACACAGAUGUAAAAGACCUAGUUGUUAUACCCUAUUCAUAUGAUAAUAAUAAUAAUAAUAAUAAUAAUAAUAAUAAUAAUAAUAAUAGUAAUAGUAAUAUAAAAACGAAAGAACCAGUUGGUACUACUAAUCAUAAUAGUAGUAGUAAUAAUAUAAUAUAUGAAAAUAUUAAAAACGAUUAUAUUAAUGAAAUAAAAGAAAAAAAUGUAAAUGUUUAUUUACACAAUAUGGAGUUGUAUGGAGGAAUACCAUAUCCCUUUGAAUACAAAUAUAUUGAUGAUUUUUAUGAUGACAUUAAUUUGCCUUUAAUGAAUUUAGCUGAAUAUGAUAAGUACACUUUUUUCUUAUAUUUAUUUUAUAUGAAAAAUUCUUCUUAUAUAUUAAAGAAACAAAUGAAAAAGGAUAAAAGGAAACGUAAGAAAGAAUUCACUGAUGUACUUUUAACAAAAAAAAGAACACCUAAGAGGAAAAUAAACAAAUUAGAAAAUGAAAAGAAAAUAGAACAAAUAGAAGAUGCUGAAAAGAUUUUAAGUUCAGAAAAAGUAGUUGAUGGAGAAAAUAUAUUAAAAGUCAUAAAUGAUCAAAAUAAUUUAUCAAAUGAAGUUAAUAUUAUUAAAGACGUAAUUGUUUCAGGUACAAAAAUUAAUAGCAAAAAUGAGGACAAAAAUGAUGAAAAAAAUGAUGAAAAAAAUGAUGAAAAAAAUGAUAAAAAAAAUGACAAAAAUGAUGGAAAAAUUGACAAUAAUGAUGAAAAGGAUGAUAACAAAAUUGGAGAAAAAGAUUUUGAUAAAAUUAACGAAAAAGAUGAUAACAAAAUUAAUGAUAAAGAAAUCGUUGGUACUGUUUUAAAGACAAGUACUAAGAAUAAGACUAAAAAUAAAUUGAAAAAUAAAGAUGGUUAUGUUAUUAAAAAAGAACAUUUAGGAGAUUUAGAAGAACGACAACAAAAGAAAAUUAAAAAGAAAGAAAUGGAAAGUAUUAAAAAAUGGAAAGAGAAAAAAGACGAAUGGGAAUUAGAAGAAACAAAUUUCCUUCUUAUAUUAACAAAAACGUAUAUGAAUUAUAUUAACAUAGAUGAAAUAAUUAAGAAGGAAUAUGGCAUAUCAUUAAAUAGCUGCACCGCAUUAGGAGACAUAAAAAAUAAGAAUAAUAUGAAUAAUAUGAAUAAUAUAGAUGAAACAGAUAAUGGGAAUAAUAUAAAUAUUGAAAAUAAUGUAUAUAAUAGUAAUAAUAGCAAUAUUAAUAAUGUUGUGGAAAUAAAAAAUGCGAAUAAUAGUAAAACAAAGGAACAUGAAGAAAUUAAUAAUGAUAACUCAAAUGUAGAAAAUAAAAAUGUAACGAAUGAUUUUAUAAAAAAAUAUAAAGGACAUGAAUAUAUCAUGUCUUUUAAUAAAUUUGAAAAUAAUAUAAAUAAUAAGUUGAAGAAUUAUACCGAUUUUAUAAAUUGGAAUAUUAUAUCGGUAGCUUUAGUAUCAUAUAAUAAAAUAAGUCAUUUAUAUGAAAAGAAAAGAGGACCGAAUGAAUGUAAAGAAAAAUUUCUAUCAUUAAUAAAAGAUGAUAUAUAUAAAAUUACCAAGUUGCAAAACCUGUAUCAUGAUUAUUAUUUGAAUAAUAUAAAAAAUAAUAAUAGCAUGAAAAGAAAAAAGAAAAAAUGUAUGACCAAAGUAAAGUUCUUGCCAUUAUUUUCAUCAAAUAAUGUGAAUAAAUUAAUAGGUAUGUUUAAUAAAUAUAUGAAUGAAAAAUUAAAGCAAUAUGAAUUAAAAAAAAUGGAUAUGAAUAAUAAUAAAACCGAAACAUUAAAAGUGAAGAAUAUAAUAAUAAAGAAUGAAAAAAUUGAAGAAAAAAAGCAUGAUGAGGAAAUAAAUAUAUUAAAUAAAAAUGAUGAUAAAAUAAAUGAAUAUAAAGAUGAGUUAAACCUUAAAGAUGAAGAUAUUCAUUUAAUAAAAAAAGUAAAAAAAAAAUCCAAUAUUAUAAAAAAAAAGAAAAAAGGUUUUUUUCAUAAUCUUUUUAGUACAUUUUCUGGAAAAAAAAGUCGAGAAAGCUCAGAAGAAGAUACUGAUUGUGGUAGAGAUAGUUUUUUUAGUUGUAGUGAUGUAGAGAUUUCUGCAACAAAAUUAGAUGAUUCAUGCAUAUCAUUUAGUAAUAAUAAAAAGAAAAGAGCAAAGAAAAAUAUAAAACUUGGUGAAGAAGAAAAUGAAAGUGAAUGUAACAAUGAAGGUGAAAUUGCAAGUACUAAAAAAGGAUUAUUAGAUAUUAAUAAUAAAAUUAAUGAUGAGAAUGAUAAUCAUAAUUUUAAUAAGAAGAGAAGUAGUAGUAACUAUUAUUUUGAUGAUUAUUUUGAUGAACAUUUUGAAGAUUAUUUAGAUGAUUAUUUUGAAGAUGAAUGGGAUGAUUAUGUGGACGAAAAUUUUGUUGAUAACUCUGAUGAAUUUUUUGAAGAAGAUGUAAAUGAAUUUAAAAAAAUAAAUAAUAUUGAUGAGAAUACAUUUAAUAAUAUUAGCACAGAUAUUAUAAAAAAAAAAAAUGAGAAAAAUAAUAUAGAACAUAUGAAAGAAUUGAAUAAUAACUAUGUUGAUGAAAAUUCUCACAUAGAAAAAAACGAACAAACCAUUUGUGUAAAUAUAAAAAAUAGUACAAAUGAAAAUAAUAAUAUAUUAAUAAACAAUGAUACAUUUAAAUCGAAAGAUGAAAAAAAAGAUACAUAUAAUAAGGAAGUAUGUGUAAAUAGUAUAUCACAAUUAAUAAUAUAUAAUAAAUGUAAAGAUGAUGAAUAUAUAUAUGAUUUGAAUUAUAUUUUAAAAAAUAGAGAUAAGAUAAAAAAAUGGUUGAAUUGUAUAUGUAAGAAUAAAAAAAAUAUAAGAGAAUUUAUGAAUAUAAUAAAUAAUGAUUAUUUUGUUAAAAAUAAAUAUUUUCAUAGAUUGAUUGAAAGUGUUGUAAAUAAUAUAAGUAAGGAACAAGCAUCAUUUGCAUAUUCUAAUAAUAUGAUAAUAAAUUCAUUAAAUAAAGAACCAGAUUAUGAAUUAACAUAUAGAGAAAAUAGCAAUGAUACAAAUACAAAUAUAAAUAAUCCUUUAGAUAAUGAAUUUAUUAAAAUGAUAAGAAAAAUAAUGGAAUAUGAUAAAAAGAGAAAAUUAAAAAGUAUACAAAAAUUAAAAAAUAUAUCAAAUAAUUAUAGUUAUAAUACAAUUAAUGAAUUUUAUAUAUCAAAACCAAAUGAAUCAUAUAAUAAAGUAAAUGAAUUUGUUCAGAAAAUAUUGAAUUAUGUACCUUAUGUAGAUGAUAAGAAAAAAAUUAUUAUAAAAAAAAUUAGGAAAAGAUUUCAAUGUAAAAAUCUUAUAACACAAAUUUUAUUAGCUGAUUAUAUAUUAGAUAAAUUAAAAAAUUUCCCAAUUAAUGAAUCUAUAGAAUCAUCUAAAAAUAAUAAUAAAACAAUUGAUAUGUUAUUAUCUGAAACACGAUUAAAAGCUUAUAGUAAAUAUAUUAAUGAACAUUUUAAUGAUAAUUACGAUCCAGUUAAAAUUGAAACAUCAUUUUUAAAAAUGUUUUCGUCUGAAAAUGAUGAAUUAUAUAAAAAGAAUAUAUUGAAUAGUAAUAAAGAAUUAACAGGCAUAAAUAUUAAGUCUGAAGAAGUCACACUAAAUAAAUCUAUCCAAGAAGCGACAAAUACUGUAUUAAAAGAUACUAUUAUUGAAUCAAAUGAAAUAUCAUGCAUUGUUGAUAAAACGGUAGAUAUAAAUAAUGAACAAAAUGAUAAAAAACAUGACACUUCCCCUGCAGAUAUUAAUAAUAAGGACUAUAUUGGAUAUAUGCAUGUUAAUAAGAAAGAAUUGGUAUCUCUACAAAAUUCUUUUAACCCUUCAGAUAUAAUUCAACAAUGUGUUAAUAAGGUUGAAGUGUAUAAUAAAGAUGUAUGUCAGAUCAAUGGAUACAUGAAUAUCAAUGAUGAUAAUAAAAUGAAUAAUUUUGUAAAUAACAAUAUAAUUCCUAUCGAUAAUAAUGUGAAUAAUGUGAAUAAUGUGAAUAAUAUAAAUAAUAAUAAUAUUGUGAACCAUUUAAAUAAUAAUAAUGCGAAUAAUAUAAAUAAUAAUAAUAUUGUGAACCAUUUAAAUAAUAAUAUAAGCCAAAUUAAUAAUAAUUAUAAUAAUAGUAAUAUGAGUAGUAUUUAUAUCGCAUCUGAUCAAAAUGAACAUUUUAAUAAAAUGACAAUGAUGGAAAAACAGGAUCCAAUGGAUAACACAAAACAACGUUCACACUCAUCAUAUCACACAUCUUUUCAUAUGCAAAAUAAUAAUACGCCAUUAUACAAUAAAUUGGAAGGAGAUCAAAUUAAAUUAUCAAAAUAUAAUAGUUUAGAAUCUAAUAAGAAUAAUAUAGAUAUCAAUUCAACUAAUAACAAUGCAACCAAAAUAAAAGAUAACGUAAUUAAAGCAAAUAAUAAAGGAUCAACAAGAGGCAAGAGACAAACCUUAUCAUUAGUUAAACCACAUAAGGAAAGUGAACAUGUUCAAGAUUCCUCUGUAAUAAAUCAACCAGUAAAAAAUGUAUCGUCCAAAGGGGAGGAAAUUAUAUUAGGUAAUAAUAGGAAGAAGUCACAACCAAUUAAAAAUUUAGAUAUUACAAAUAAAAUGACAAAAUAUAAAACUUCUGUUAGUUCAUCCAUUUUAUCUUCAGAUAAGAUAAAGAACAACAAUAUUUUAAAUACUGUACAAAAUGAAAGUGCAUAUUUAUCCAGCAAAUUUAAUUCCAACGUGCAAACGUUAAAUAAUAAUGUGAAUAAUAAUGUGAAUAAUAAUGUGAAUAAUAAUGUGAAUAAUAAUGUGAAUAAUAAUAUGAAUAGUAAUAUGAGUAAUAAUAUGAAUAGUAAUAUGAGUAAUAAUAUGAAUAGUAAUAUGAAUAGUAAUAUCCACGUUAUGGAUCAAGGCUCUUUUUUCACGCCCAAUACGGUAAAUAGAGAAGUUAAUAAUUUAUUAAAUGAAGAACAAAGAAUAAAUACAAACGUUAUAAGUAGUCAUUAUAAUUCUAUAGUAUCAAGUACACAAUUUAUAAAUGAUAGAGGAAAUUACACAAACAGAAUACAAAAAAUAUUAAGUAAUAAUAAAUAUAGUAUAACUCCUAUGAAAAAUAAUAUAACCCAUGAAAAUAUGAAUAAUUGUAUAGUUAAUCAUCAAACACCAAAUAAAAACAUACAAGAAUAUUAUAUUCCAAAUGCAUCACCAAAUAAAUUAAAUAAAAGAAUAUCAAAUGUAGAUAUGAUGAAAUCAAAUACGUCAUCUAUAUUAUAUCCACAAGCACAUAAUUCGGUUUCGUCUAAUAUUAAUAAUGUAUCUGAAACUCUACAAAAUGUGAAUGCAUUGCAUGCUUCAAAGAAAUAUCAUAUGAGCAAUUCUAAUGAUAUUUGCACAAAUAUAAAUAACAACAAUAAUAAUAAUAAUAAUAUGCAUCAUAAUAGUAUGAAUCUGAAUAAUAUGAAUACUAUUAAUAUGAAUAAUGUUAAUAUGAAUAAUAUCAAUAUGAAUAAUAUCAAUAUGAAUAAUAUUAAUAUGAAUAAUAUCAAUAUGAAUAAUACUAAUAAUAAUGUGAAUAAUAUUAAUAUGAAUAAUAUUAACAGUAAUGUAAAUAAUAUUAAUAAUUCUAUGAAUAAUAUUAAUAUUAAUAUUAGUAAUAAUAUUAAUUAUAAUAUUAGUAAUAAUUAUAAUAACAGUGUAAGUAUGUACAAUAUUCCAAAUCAGGAAGAUGAUAAAUUUAUAUCACCCUUACAUUCUUCAAUGCAAAAUAAUAAAUAUAUGCCUAUAAUAAAUCGUAAUAAUAGUAGUAUGUCGUAUAAUAAAACACCCAUAUGUGAUAGUGUUGAAUUACCAAUAAAACAAAUGUCAGGAAAUAUUUCAAAUAAUUGUAAUGCUUCUAUGCAAUUAGAAGUUUCAUCCAAUAGUUCAUCAAAGAAAUUACAACAUACCAUAGGUAGUAAUACAAUCAAUACGGAUAAAAAAUCCUUAUUAAUGUAUAUAGAAAAUAGAGCAAGAACUGGAUCAUCAUCUAUAAAUAAAAUAAAUGAUGAUAUGUUCUCUAUAAAAUCAUCAACUCCAAGUAAUUAUCCUGCGUCCUAUACAACACAUCAACAAUUUAUAUUAGAAAGUGAAAACAAGUCAAAUUUAUAUCAUGACCAAAUAUUAAAUCAAGAUGUUAUAAUGGAUAAUAAAAAUGUACAAAAUUUUACAUAUGCUCCAUGUUCUAAUAGUCUCAAUAACAAUUUAAAAAAUACAAAUACUAUGAAUAAUGAAACACGAUCGAAUAUCAUUUCAAAUUAUAAACAGGUGAAAUAUUCAAAUAUAAGUGUAAAUAAUACACCUAAUAAUGUAGUUGUGCAAACUCAAAAUAUGGCAGUACAAAAUAAUGCAAAAAAGUCCUUAAACGGUUCGACUACACACCCAAUAGUAAAUCGAACAAAUAUGGAAAAUAUAGACCUUAUAAAAUUAGCUAAUGAUCCAUUAAACAUUCAUAGAAACGGUAUGCAUAUGGGAAACAUGAAGAAUGAUAAUAUAGAAGAAAAGAAAAAUGUAUCAUCAAAUAUAAGAAGUAUAGCAGAUAAUUCUGAACGAUUACAAAAUAUACAUUUAGGAAAUCAACAAAAUGAUAUACAACAUAUGAAUUUGGAUAACAUAAAUAAUAAUAAUAAUAAUAAUUUGAAGAUGAAGAAAAAGAGUAAAAAUAACAUUAAUAUAAAUAAUAACCCUAGUAAUAAUCUUAAUAAUAAUGGACAAAUUGAUAAUACCUAUUUAAAUGUAUCACCAACCAUUUCAAAUUCAUUACAACAAACAAAUAUGUACCAAAGUGAUAUGAAAAAUAGUAUUAUAUAUAAUAGUAGUAUACAAGAAAAAGAUCCAAAUAAUAGAAAUUUUAACACACAAGGAAAUAAUGUGCAAACUAUGAAUCAACCAAAUGGUAACGUAUACAAUGUAAAUGUGCAAAAUAGGAAACAAUCCAAUUUAAAUCAAUAUGUCAAUCCUAUGAAUUUCUUAAUACAAGUUUUAAAUAAAUGUAAUAGUAAUACGAAUGGUCAAGGUAAAUCAAGUGCAAGUAAUGUUAAUGUGAAUUAUGCUAAUGUAAAUAGUGCUUCCUUGAACCAGCCAAAUAUAAACAAUGUUGGUAUAAAUCACCCAAAUAUAAACAAUGUUAGUAUGAAUCAGCCAAAUAUAAACAACGUUAGUAUGAACCAGCCAAAUAUAAACAACGUUAGUAUGAACCAGCCAAAUAUAAACAACGUUAGUAUGAACCAGCCAAAUAUAAACAACGUUAGUAUGAACCAGCCAAAUACAAACAAUUUUAGUAUGAACCAUCCAAAUACAAACAAUUUUAGUAUGAAUCAGACAAGUACAAACAAUUUUAGUAUGAAUCAGACAAGUACAAACAAUUUUAAUAUGAACAAACCAAGUACAAGCAGUUUUAGUAUGAACAAACCAAGUACAAGCAGUUUUAGUAUGAACAAACCAAGUACAAACAAUUUUAGUAUGAACAAGCCAAGUACAAACAAUUUUAGUAUGAACAAGUCAAGUACAAACAAUUUUAGUAUAAACCAGACAAGUGCAAACAAUAUUAGUAUGCAUCAGCCAAGUACAAACAAUUUUAGUACGAACAAACCAAGUACAAACAAUUUUAGUAUGAACAAAUCAAGUACAAACAAUUUUAGUAUGAACCAGCCAAAUAUAAAUAAUAUUAUUAUGAACCAACCCAAUACAAAUAAUGUUCAUAUGAAUAAUCUAAAUAUGAACCAAUCUAGUAUGAAUCAUACAAAUAUGACAAGUCCAAUAUUUAAUCAAUCAAAUUCUUCUAAACAAAGCGUUAACGAAAAUGCUUUUGUACCCCCUGCAUAUCAUACGUCAAAUAUAAUUCAAAAGAAUGCAACCUCAGUAUAUAAUGAUAAUUUUAAUAAUCCUAAUGUGGUGAAUGUGGGAUUAAAGAAUACUAUGACAAAAAAUAUUAUACAAAGAGUACCUCAAAAAAAAGGAUAUUCUACUCAUGAUAUGAACCAACAAGAGAGAUUACAACAAGAAAGGUUGCAACAAGAAAGAUUACAACAAGAGAGAUUACAACAAGAAAGGUUGCAACAAGAAAGAUUACAGCAAGAAAGAUUGCAACAAGAAAGAUUACAACAAGAAAGAUUACAACAAGAAAGAUUACAACAAGAAAGGUUGCAACAAGAAAGAUUACAGCAAAAAUGGGAACAACAAAAAAUACAUCAAGAAUUAUAUCAAAAAUCACAUAAUGAUAAGGAAAGUGAAACUAAUAAUUCUUCAUCUUAUCAAGAUUUAAAUAAUCACACUUUACAAGAAAAUACAAUUGCAAAGGAUUCAAUGAGACAACACAUAUUCUUAAAAACAAGGCAACAAGAAAAUAUACCAAAAGAGUUGCAAAAAAUGCAUUCUCAUCAAUUACAAACAGAAAAGAUGAAAACCCAACAAUUAUCUGCACAUUCUUUACAACAACAAAUGUAUCCGCAGCAAAUGACAUCACAGGUACAUUCAUCCUUUCACGCGCAAAAAAUUAAACAGCAGUUACAACAACAAAUGAAUCAUCAACAAAUAAAUAAACAUCAAAUGAAUCAGCAGCAAAUGAAUAAGCAACAAAUGAAUCAACAACAAAUAAAUCAACAACAAAUAAAUCAACAACAAAUAAAUCAACAACAAAUAAAUCAACAACAAAUAAAUCAACAACAAAUAAAUCAACAACAAAUAAAUCAACAACAAAUAAAUCAACAACAAAUAAAUCAACAACAAAUAAAUCAGCAACAAAUAAAUCAACAAUCAAUGAAUAAAUAUCCAUAUCAAGCACAAGAAAUAAAAAAGCAUAUGGAUCAACUACAACAAAAUGUAUCAAUAGUGACACAACAAAAAAUGCAGCCAAUUUAUUCUGUGAAACAAAACAUGCCAUUUAAUGAGGAAAAUGAAAUGAAAAGAAACACAAGGAAAAUAACUUUACCAAUGACUCACCAAAUCCCCAAUGUACCUAACAUACAACAACAAAUAAAUAAUAAAAUGGAUGAAAGGAUGUCAACAGAAAAUAUAAAUGAGAAUAACUUAUAUAAUAUGAUGAAUAGAAAAUUAUCUACCUCUAUAAAUAAAUUUAACAAUCAUGAUCAGUAUUACCCAUAUGAUUCUUAUCAACAACAACAAUUACAAGGGAAUAAUAUUAAUGUUAUGGAUAUUAGAAAUGUUGAUAAAAAUGAAAAUAAUAUAUUUCUAUUAAAAAAUAAUCAAUCAAGAGAUAUUCAAAACAACUGUACGAAUAUUAUGAUGAAUAAUAAUAUGCCAUCAUCAUAUAUCUCUCCAGGACAAGCUUAUAAACUAAAUUCUAAUCAAAAUAUAAAUCACACCCAACAAAAAAAAUAA